AUGGCUCUUUCCCUGUCCAAUUUCCUCUACUCAUUACUUGUCUUUGUCUCUCUUGCUGCUGCCGAAACUCGGACCUAUGACUUUGACAUAGGAUGGGUUGAGGGCAAUCCAGAUGGCCAGUUUACUCGCCCAAUCAUCGGCAUCAACGGACAAUGGCCAAUUCCGCGCAUCGAGGCCAAUGUGGGCGAUACCGUCAUCGUCAAUGCGAAGAACAGUCUAGGCAACCGGUCCGAGUCGCUGCACUUCCACGACCUCUACCAAAACGGCACUUCACACAUGGAUGGCGCCUCCCGGAUCUCGCAGUGCCCCAUACCCCCAGGAUCAAGCUUCACAUAUAAUUUCACGGUCAAUCAGCCGGGCACAUACUGGUACCACUCGCAUGUCGAUGGCCAAUACCCAGAUGGCUUACGCGGUCCGUUGAUCGUGCAUGAUCCCGACAGCCCCUUCAAAGACCAGUACGACGACGAAUUCGUCCUUACGCUUUCAGACUGGUAUCACGACCUGAUGCCCGGCCUGAUCUCAUCCUUCUUGUCUGUGACGAAUCCCACAGGAGCAGAGCCAGUCCCUCAGUCAGCUCUGAUGAACGAUACCCAAAACCUCACCAUUCCCGUGGAGCCGAAUAAGACGUACUUCUUGCGCAUCAUCAACGUGGCUGCGUUCGCCGCACAGUACUUUUGGAUCGAGGGUCACACUUUCAAGAUCAUCGAGGUCGAUGGAAUCUACACUGAACCCGCCGAGGCAGAGCGGAUCUACGUUACGGCAGCUCAGCGCUAUGGCAUCCUGGUCACUACCAAGAACAGCACGGACGAGAACUUUGCCAUCGUUGGCUCCAUGGACACAGACCUUUUUGACGCUAUUCCAGACGGACUCAACCCCAAUGUUACAUCGUACCUGGUCUAUGAUUCGGCUGCAAGCCUACCAGAGCCCGCACUCAUCGACGACUUUGAUCCCUUCGAUGACUUCGGUCUGGUGCCCUACGACCAGCUAGACCUUUUUGAAGAGCCCGAUCUCACCGUUCAGCUUGAUGUCAAGAUGGACAACUUGAAAGACGGUGCCAACUAUGCCUUCUUCAACAACAUCACUUGGGUUGCGCCUGUGGUGCCAACUCUGUACACGGUCCUGUCGGCCCCACCUUCGUUGCUCUCCAACCCAACCAUCUACGGCUCAAAUACGAAUACCUUCGUCUUGCCGCAUAUGGCGUCGGUCGACAUCAUUGUCAACAACCACGAUCCCGGCAAGCAUCCGUUCCAUCUGCACGGUCAUGUCUUCCAGACCAUCAUUCGCUCCGAAGAGGAAGCUGGUGACUAUGAUCCGAAUAACGUGACCGACCAGGACUUCCCCACCACGCCCAUGCGCCGUGACACGGUGCUGAUCCGGCCAAACGGUCACAUGGUACUGCGAUUCAGAGCCGACAAUCCCGGCGUCUGGAUCUUCCACUGCCAUAUCGAGUGGCACGUUGACAGCGGACUGAUCAUGACCUUUGUCGAGGCACCUGAGCAAUUCCGUGCCAACGUCUCUGCAGCCAACACCAUCCCGCAGGAUCACUUCGACGCCUGUAAUGCCAAUUCGCCGGCAAUGCCAUACGUGGGCAAUGCUGCCGGAAGAGGCGCCGUGUCUACCGAACAAGUAGUGCUCGGACUUAGAGAUGUGUCGGAAGACGAGUGGCUCAAUCUGGAGGGUGAGAACAAGCAAGGGGCUCCCCUACCCUCAGGCUUUACUGCUCGUGGCAUUGUUGCGCUGGUCUUCAGUUGCAUUGCUGGCGUGCUCGGCUGCUGCGUCGUUGCGUGGUAUGGCUUUGGCGAGAUGGGAGUUGUCGCAGCCGAGAAAGAGAGGCGGAAGAUCGAAAGCUUGGAGCGCGAGCAGGGCACGGUCGGUGACACAACUACGUCCAGCAAUGUGCACAAGACUGGAGACGGACAUGCGAGCAAGGUGAUGAAGGCUGUGAUGGGUAAAUAG
Molecule: messenger RNA, 1956 nt
Organism: Cyphellophora europaea CBS 101466
Lineage: Eukaryota; Fungi; Ascomycota; Eurotiomycetes; Chaetothyriales; Cyphellophoraceae
Exons: 1
Coding region: 1-1956 (651 amino acids)
Biological process (GO): cellular response to iron ion starvation; reductive iron assimilation
Cellular component (GO): high-affinity iron permease complex
Molecular function (GO): copper ion binding; ferroxidase activity
Source: RefSeq, a predicted model, not a curated record